AUGGCUGAAAUCAUUGUCACGGUAUUGACUCAGAGCUAUCAGCAAAUCCUGGCAUUAGUGUUUGCUAUAAAGGAGAUCAAUGAAACCCCCUGGAUUUUGCCUAAUAUCACCUUGGGCUUUGAUAUCUACAAUAAUGAAUUCAGACCACAGUGGACUUAUCUUGCCUCAAUGGAAUUUCUCUCUUCACAAGACAGAUUCACCCCUAACUUCAAGUGUGACACCAAAAGGAAUACAAUCACAGUUAUUGGGGGACCAGAUUCUAAGACCUGCCUUGACAUGGUCACGACUUUGUUCAUCUAUAAAAUCUCACUGAUGAUAUACGGUUCUUCUCCACUAAUAAAUAACAAAGAAACAGCUCAUUUCUUUCACCCAAUGUUCCCAAAUGUCAAACAUCAGGAUAUGGGAAUUCUCAGAUUGCUGCUUCAUUUCAGUUGGGUCUGGGUUGGAGUCAUUUCCCUUGAUGAUGACAAUGGAGAAAGAUUUGUAGAAAACAUACUUCCCGUUUAUGCCCAGAGAGGUAUCUGCUUUGACUUCAUAGAAAGAUGUUGCAUUAAAUCCAGUUCUAAGGAUGGUGCAGAGGUACUGUUAGAUUGGUUUCCAAUAUCCAAAGUCAUUCUGACAAGUACUUCCAAUGUGGUCAUUGUAUAUGGUGAAAUGCAGACUAUGAUAGCUUUGAGAGUGUUGAUUGCUUUACCCCAAAUGGAUGAUCAAGAAAUGGAAUCCAAAGUAUGGCUUAUGACAGCCCAAAUGGAAUUCACAUCACUUCCUUUUCAAAGACAUUGGGGUCUAGGUUUCAUCCAUGGUUCUUUAUCAUUAGCAGUUCAUCGGCAGGAAAUGUUAGAUUUCCAGAAAUUUCUCAAAGUCAGAAAUCAUAUUGCAGAAAAAAAGGAUGGCUUUGUGAGAGACUUCUGGGAAAAUGUGUUUAAUUGCUUUUUCUCCAGCUCUAAUGAAUAUGGAGAAGUCUGCACUGGGAAGGAGAACCUGGAAAUGCUUCCUGGAUCUGUUUUUGAGACAAGCAUGACUGGCCAAAGCUACAACCUCUACAAUACAGUCUACGCUGUAGCACAUGCUUUCCACAACAUGCUUUCAUCCACAUCUAAAUAUCAAACAAUCACAGAUAAGAAAAAAUGGAAACUUUCAUAUAUAAAAAUUUGGCAGUUACACUACUUUUUAAGACAAGUGUCAUUUAACAACAACGCUGGGGAAAACGUUUUCUGUGACCAAACUGGGGAAUUGGAAGCUGGUUUUGAUAUUGUCAAUUGGAUCACCUUCCCCAACCAGUCUUUUGUUAGAAUUAAAGUGGGAAAGAUUGAUCCCAUGGCUUUUCCAGAAAAUGUGUUCACCAUUCAUGGAGAUGCCCUUGUCUGGCCUCAGAGAUUCAAUCAGAUUCAGCCUUUGUCUUUGUGUAAUGACUAUUGUUCUUUAGGUCAUUUUAAAGCAAAGAAAGAAGAUCAGCCAUUUUGCUGUUAUGAUUGUUUUCCAUGUCCAGCAGAAAAAAUUUCAAACCAGAAAGAUAUGACUAAUUGUUUUGAAUGUCCAGAAAAUCAACAUCCAAACAGUUUCCAAGAUUCCUGUAUCCCAAAAGAUAUGAUUUUCUUAUCCUAUGAAGAACCUUUGGGAAUCAGUUUAACUGUGUUUGUUCUUUGGUUAUUGUUCAUCACAAUGUUGGUGCUUCUAAUUUUCAUUAAGUAUAGGAACACUCCCAUUGUCAAAGCCAACAAUCAGAACCUCACAUACAUUCUUCUCAUUUCCCUCCUUCUCUCUUUUCUUUGCAUUUUCCUAUUCAUUGGCCAACCUCAGAAGAUCUCUUGUCUUCUUCGGCAAACUUCUUUUAGUAUUAUUUUUUCAGUGGCUAUUUCUUGUGUGCUUGCUAAAACUAUCACAGUGGUUCUAGCCUUUCUGGCCACCAACCCAGGGUCCAAGGUGAGAAAAUGGGUGGGAAAGAAAUUGGCUAACUCUAUUGUUUUUUCCUGCACUUUUAUUCAAAUCACUCUUUGCACCAUGUGGUUAUCAGCCUCUCCCCCCUUCCCAGAUUUUGAUAGGCAUUCAAGGACCAAAGAAAUUGUACUUGAAUGUAAUGAAGGGUCAGUUAGCAUGUUUUAUUGUGCCCUGGGCUUCCUGGGCUUCCUGGCCAUGGUCAGCUUCACAAUAGCCUUCCUAGCAAGGAAAUUACCUGACAGCUUCAAUGAAGCCAAGUUCAUCACCUUCAGCAUGCUGGUCUUCUGCAGUGUUUGGUUGUCCUUUGUUCCAACCUAUUUAAGCACCAAGGGAAAAUAUAUGGUGGCUGUGGAGAUUUUCUCUAUUCUUAGCUCCAGUGCUGGUUUACUGAGCUGCAUCUUCUUCCCCAAAUGCUACAUUAUUCUGUUAAGAUCUGACUUAAAUAAUAGAGAACAAUUAAUAAGAAAUAAGAAGUCAAGAAAGUGA
Molecule: messenger RNA, 2424 nt
Organism: Protobothrops mucrosquamatus (brown spotted pit viper)
Lineage: Eukaryota; Metazoa; Chordata; Lepidosauria; Squamata; Viperidae
Product: vomeronasal type-2 receptor 26-like
Exons: 6
Coding region: 1-2424 (807 amino acids)
Biological process (GO): G protein-coupled receptor signaling pathway
Cellular component (GO): membrane
Molecular function (GO): G protein-coupled receptor activity
Source: RefSeq, a predicted model, not a curated record